Messenger RNA from Argiope bruennichi, 1408 nucleotides. RefSeq names its product histidine-rich glycoprotein-like. NCBI's taxonomy places the organism in Eukaryota, Metazoa, Arthropoda, Arachnida, Araneae, Araneidae. The transcript is spliced from 3 exons. The record is from RefSeq and is a predicted model, not a curated record. Bases 58 to 1119 code for a protein of 353 amino acids.
UUGGAUAUUCCUCCUCUUGGGCUCUUACUAACAGCUGUAGAGGUGAAAUACUACAAGAUGAAGGUAAGCAUGAAGGCCUGCCUCGUCGUGCUAGCAAUGGUGAUAUACUUUGCAGCUGCAGAUCCGAUUCCAGAACCAGAACCAGAACCAGAGCCUGGACAUGACGAGAAAAAAGUAAUUGUCAUCAAAGAUCAGGCAGAGCAUCAUCACCACCAUCACCAUCAUCAUCAUCAUGCACAUGGGCAUGAACAUAAACAUGACCAUAAGCAUGGACACGAGCACAAACACGGACAUCAUCAUGGACACGAUCACAAACAUCAUCAUAACCACGCCCAUAAACAUGGACAUGAUCAUCAUCACAAACAUGGACAUGAACACCACCACAAACACGGACAUGACCACCAUCAUAAGCAUGGACACGAUCACCACCACAAACAUGAACAUGGACAUCAUCAUGGACACCACCACGUGCACAAACAUGGUCAUGAUCACCAUCACAAGCAUGGCCAUCAUCACGGGCAUCACCAUGGACAUCAUCAUUCACAUCAUCACGGUCAUCACCACCUGCACAAACACGGACAUGAUCAUCAUCAUAAGCAUGGACAUGAACACCACCACAAGCAUGGGCAUCACCACCAUCAUGGUCACCACCACCUUCACGGACAUGAACAUCAACAUAAACAUGGACAUGAUCAUCACCACAAACAUGGACAUCAUCAUGGUCACCACCACAGCCACGGACAUCACCACGGACACCACCAUAGUCAUGGACAUCACCACGGUCACCAUCAUAGCCAUGGGCAUGAUCACCACCAUAAGCAUGGACAUCAUCACGGACACCAUCAUGGGCAUCAUCAUUCUCACCACCAUGGUCAUCACCACGGACAUCAUCAUGGACAUCACCACAAGCACGGUCACCAUCAUGGACACCACCAUGAGCACGGACAUCACCAUGGACAUCAUCAUGGGCACCAUCAUGGACACCAUCACAAGCAUGGACAUCACCACGGCCAUGGACAUCAUCAUGGCCAUCAUCACAGCAGUUUACAUGGGCAUAGUUUUGGUGGUCAUGGCUUCAGCUCCCACGGCCUUGGUGGAUUCAGUUAUGGUGGCUUCUAAGAUCUUCAGAGCUCCUUUUGAGGUAUCUUCAUGUAAAACAAAAUCAUCCUCACUAAAUAAAUGUUCCUACUGGAAUACGUGCUUUAAAGCAAUUCAGGAAGGUGAGAAUAAGAAUGGAUAACAAGACGACUAUUAUAUUUGGAGGCAACAUGGAAUAAAGUAUGCAAGACUUUCUCCUUUUUCAACUAAAAUUUCAUUAUCUUUAUUUAUUUCCAUCUCACUCAGCAUUUAUUGUUAUCACCAAGAGUUUGCAACAUUUCUGCUUGAUAAGAGUGAGAUCUUUCGUUCU